Molecule: messenger RNA, 2458 nt
Organism: Myripristis murdjan (pinecone soldierfish)
Lineage: Eukaryota; Metazoa; Chordata; Actinopteri; Holocentriformes; Holocentridae
Gene: tspan33a
Product: tetraspanin 33a
Exons: 8
Coding region: 444-1295 (283 amino acids)
Cellular component (GO): plasma membrane
Source: RefSeq, a predicted model, not a curated record
GCGGAAGGGUAUCCAUCCGCCGGCACUACAUGCAGUUGUCAGGAUAAUGCAAAUUCUCCAUGCUGGAUGUUCACCAGAGUUGAUCACGCCCACUGUCACACCCCACCUGGGCCUGUCGCUGUGAAAAGUCAAUCAGUUCCUCCUUGCUGAGUGACCAACUUCUCCCCAGAGGUGCAGGUGAAUCCGUUCAUAGGUUUUGGAGAUAUUCCGCUCACAAACAACCGGACAAACGGAGCCGGCAGUAUCUUAACCCCGUCCUGUUGGUGAUAAUCGGUCCAAGCUCUACAAAGAAACGUCUUGCUCCUCGUCUGGCUUUUGGUGUGAUCAUCAUGCUGACGUGUGUCUGCUUUUGUCAUCCUGAGAAUUAACUUUUCUCCGUGAUGCUUUAAAAGGCAGCCUAUACUUUGUGCGCAUUUGGAGAGCAGAUUUGGAUACUUGUCGCCAUGGGAAGAAGACUCAGACGCGUAGCUGGAUAUGACGAGGACUUCACCUUUGUCAGCCCGAUUGUCAAGUACCUGCUGUUUAUAUUUAACUUUAUAUUUUGGAUCAUCGCCCUGGUGAUGGUGUCGAUAGGCGUGUAUGCCCGCGUAAUGAAACAUGCAGAGGCUGCCUUGGCUUGUGUAACCGUGGACCCCGCCAUUCUGCUGAUGAUCGUGGGGGUCCUCAUGUUCUUCCUCACCUUCUGUGGCUGUGUGGGCUCGCUGCGGGAAAACAUCUGCCUCCUGCAGACAUUCUGUAUCUGUCUGACGGUGAUCUUCAUACUCCAGCUGGUUGCUGGGAUCCUGGGUUUCAUCUUCUCAGAUAAGGCUCAGAAUAAAGUGACUGAGAUCAUCAGCAAUGCCAUUGUCCAUUACAGAGAUGAUAUUGAUCUACAAAAUCUUAUUGACUAUGGACAGAGAGAGUUCAGCUGCUGUGGUGGUGUGACCUACACUGACUGGUCCCAGAACAUGUACUUCAACUGCACCAAGGAGAAUCCCAGCAAUGAGCGCUGCUCUGUUCCCUACUCCUGCUGCCUCAUAUCCAAAGAAGAGGCAGUUAUCAACACCAUGUGUGGCCACAACAUACAGCAAGAGACCUACCCCAAUGCUGGAAAGGUCAUCCACACCAAUGGCUGCAUAGACAAACUGGUGAACUGGAUCCACAGCAACCUGUUCAUGCUGGGAGGCAUCGCUUUAGGGCUGGCCAUACCACAGCUGGUUGGGAUCCUGCUGUCUCAGAUUCUGAUCAACCAGAUUAAAGACCAGAUCGAGCUCCAGAACUACAACAUCCAGCACCGCUCUGACCCGUGGCGCUGACUCAGGCCAGAUCAAACCAGAUUCAGAUGGACUGAAACAGAAGUCCGGUGUGACCGUCGUCUCUGAAUAAAAGAGUUGAGUCAUUUGUGCCAGGUGUCGUCUACCAUUCUUUCUGAGGACAGCGUUCACUCUACAUUUCAGCUGCAUGUGAAGACAUUGGAGUAGUCUUAUGAGAACACAACCAGACCAACAAUGUACUUUUAAGGUGGGAUUGUGCAUAUACAGAGGAUACAGCCGGAGAAGUCUGAAACAGUCUGCUUUCAAGACUCUAUCAGCCCCUAUUGGACAAAGACCAGCAUUACAUUUAGCAAGAGGCCUUUUUUUUAUCCUUUUUCAGACCCAAUCCUGCUGAAGAAGUUUGUGCAUGUUCAAGAUCUUACUGAUCUGUAAACAGAGACUACAGUAAGUAUUAUCUACAGCAACUCAGUUUUUUUGUUUGUUUUUUUAACAUUCCUUUCUCACUCAGAGAUGCAAAACCAGAGAGCAGCCUCAUGCAUGUCCAUGCCCUUUGAUUCGACUGCAUCCAAACUGCAGAGGGCACUAACCAACCAACAAGAAGUUUUGUAGGUGCUUUUCAGCAAAAUGAAAUAAAAUGAUGUCAGGCAGUGUGACAUACUCAUUUGCAGUAAUGCUGCUUCAUGGCUGCUAAUAGGUGUGUGAAAUAUUUGUGACAGUUACUGGAAUUUGUUUCAGACGUGUUUUCACAAAAAGGGUUUCCCUUAUAAUGUCCAUUCUUCCCACAUGCUAAACUAUUUGCUUUUUUACUGUAUAGUUGAAAUGCUUAUUCUGCUUGAUACAUUUCUGAGAUACAGAAUAUCUUCUGAAUUGUGGAGUAUUUCACUUAUGCCUCUUGUUAUAUAGUUUUCUAUGUUUUCAUUGGUCCAUACAUUAAAAUAAAUAUUUACCUCUACGUCCCAGAAAUGCCCUGUAUCCCUGUUACAAAGAAAAAAAUGCUGGCUACACAAUAAACACUUUUACAUAAUGAUUUCAGUGUGUUUGGUUUGACAAGAACUGUAACGCCAAUGUUUACUCUGGUGGUCUAACUCUCCAUAACAUGGCCAUGUUGAGCUGUUGUGCUGCCGAGACCUCACACUGCUCGUGAUGUCAUUUCCUCCCAACAUCUCUGCCAGCUGACAGCCCGACUGCAGAGCCACACAGUUUUU